AUGACAACGAGCUCAAUACCUUCAGGAAACAGUACUGAUAAUGGAACAGCUCCUGAGCCACCAGUGGUGCAACCCCCAGAACCUUCAGGAAACAGUACUGAUAAUGGAACAGCUCCUGAGCCACCAGUGGUGCAACCCCCAGAGCCUUCAGGAAACAGUACUGAUAAUGGAACAGCUCCUGAGCCACCAGUGGUGCAACCCCCAGAACCUUCAGGAAACAGUACUGACAAUGGAACAGCUCCUGAGCCACCAGUGGUGCAACCUCCAGAGCCUUCAGGAAACAGUACUGACAAUGGAACAGCUCCUGAGCCACCAGUGGUGCAACCCCCAGAGCCUUCAGGAAACAGUACUGAUAAUGGAACAGCUCCUGAGCCACCAGUGGUGCAACCCCCAGAGCCUUCAGGUAACAGUACUGAUCCUGAUGCAACACAGAUGCCAACCUCAGCACCUACAGUGGACUUUUGCCAUGGAGAUCCUUGUGGAAGAAGUUCAGCUACGUGUAUUUCCUUACAAAGAAAUUAUACCUGUGUGUGCAAAUAUGGAUACUACUACAGCAAUGAGAAUUGUUACAAAGGGGAAGUAUUCCCAGCCACCAUUGCAGUGAACAUACCUUACAGUGAUAAUCUUGAAAUUGUAAAUUCCACAGAGUAUCAAGAACUUUUCAACGAUGUAUCAGAAUUUUUUAGAAAGGCCUUCGAAGAUCUACAAGGCUAUGUAGAAACUGUCAUCAAGAAAAUUCAACGUCCAACUCAAAACAGAAAUUCUGCUCCAGGACUGAAUGUAACAGUGACAAACGUGUUCAAAGAGAACUCCAAUGAAACUACAGCUGCAGUUAACAAUGCAGUACAAAAUGCAAUCAAGAGUGACCACUCCUUUGUCAAUUCUUAUGAGGCGACAAGCCACUGUGCUGUUUAUGAAUGUGAUCUUAAAACCACAGUGUGUGAAGGGCAAGAGUUUCCAGAAUGCAAAUGCAAACCUGGUUUAGAAAAGACACAAUGGGAUGAUCGUUCUUGUUCAGUUUGCAGCAAAAACUGUUCUGCAGAAAACCACAAGUACUGUGUACAAGAAGAAGAGGGUCCAACAUGCAAAUGUAUGAUUAACUUUAAAACUGAGGCUGGAAAAUGCGUGGCUUGUUCAGUGGGCUACUCUGGGGAGGAAUGCACUGACAACAGUGAACUCAUCCUUAUAAUAGUGGGCACAGUGCUCGGAGCCAUUGUCCUGAGUUUACUGAUUGCAGUCUCUGUUAUUUCAGUCAGAGCAAAGCACAAACAAAAUCCAGAGAAGAGGAGCCUGAUCAAGUCAGGGUAUUCUGACAUGAACAUCUCUGAUGACAGACCAAGCAUGUUCCCCAGGGUCCAGACCACCUCUGGCUAUGGAAACCCAGGAUAUCAGCCCAACAACCCCUAUGAGAUGCGUUCCACAAACAGAGAUCGUUUUCCAGAGAGGGAUUAUGAUGAUUUGUAUGAAGUAUCACGGGAGCCCUCGGGCUUUAGGACACAGAGCAGAUAUUGAGUGACCAGAGCAGUAGAAGGAUGGAUGAGCACCACAGCCCUGGGUCAGAGCAAAGAGUUCCACAGCCUCUCAC
This is a messenger RNA of Serinus canaria (Common canary), 1585 nucleotides long. RefSeq names its product mucin 13, cell surface associated (gene MUC13). Lineage: Eukaryota; Metazoa; Chordata; Aves; Passeriformes; Fringillidae. The record is from RefSeq and is a predicted model, not a curated record. The transcript is spliced from 18 exons. The coding region runs from base 1 to 1512 and encodes 503 amino acids.